Culex pipiens pallens (northern house mosquito) is the source of this 2139-nucleotide messenger RNA. RefSeq names its product intraflagellar transport protein 74 homolog. The coding region runs from base 203 to 2077 and encodes 624 amino acids. The record is from RefSeq and is a predicted model, not a curated record. Gene Ontology annotation, cellular component: intraciliary transport particle B; cilium; centrosome. The transcript is spliced from 5 exons. Lineage: Eukaryota; Metazoa; Arthropoda; Insecta; Diptera; Culicidae. Gene Ontology annotation, molecular function: beta-tubulin binding. Gene Ontology annotation, biological process: cilium assembly; intraciliary transport involved in cilium assembly.
GCAUUCACCAACACAAACAUAACCGCAAAUGUUCUAUCAAAACAAAACAGAACCGGUGAAAAAGCUUGCAGCACUGUUUACAAAUGGCUCCGUUACCAUGCAAACGAAACGAACCAAAACUAAACACUUUUCGUCGAGUUUUUCACUGGAACAGGCGUUCUUUAGAUUGCAAAUCCGUAAUUUCUUAAAAAGCAAUUAAACAAUGGAAGAUUACAACAAUAACUCUUCGUCCCGGUCGUCCUCAGAACGACCAACGUCUCGUCGCGGCGGAGGAAUGAGAGAAACUGGCAUGUUCAACGCGUACAACGACUCUUCCUCGCCGAGUCCAAUUGGAAUUCUGAGACCGGGAACGGCCAUGAAAGCUCCAUCGGUUGUCCGCGGGGGAACCGCAAGCCGGCUGGUGGCCAACAGUGUCCAUUCGACAAACUCUUCGGCUUCGGCUCAGAGAAUCGGAACGGCACUGGGAAAUGCUGGAAACCGAAUGACCGAUCGGCCCAUAACCCAACAUGGUAUCAGCGGGUUAUCGACCUCCUACGGUCGAAUUGGUACCGCCAGCGGAAACCGUCAAAUCAAAGACAAACGCUACUGGCAAGCUGUUCUGCAAAGUAAAAUUCAAGAAAUUACCCAAGAAACUGACAAACUUCUUAAAGAAAAGAAAUUUCUGGAUCGAGAAAAAUCCGCCCGCAAACUAUACGAAAAGAAGGUCAAGGACGCUGCCAAGGAGUUAACCCAGCUGCAGUCAACCCUAACCUCAAUGAACAUCGCACUUGACAACUGCAGCUCAGGAAUGAGCCGCCAACAGCUUCAGAACGAAACGGUUGCCCUACGUGAGCGGAACGAACGCAUCCAGGAACAGCUGGAGAUUGUGUUCAAGCAACGCCAGAUCAAGGACACUGAAAACCGUGAACUCGAGGUCGAAACGGAAAGAGAGAAGAACAAGAUCAACGAAAUGAUCUACUCGCUUUCCGAGAGCGACCAGAAGAAGUACCGAGAGUUCCAGACGUUGUCGGAAAGCUUGAAGCAGCAGAACACGAUCUUUCACAACCAAAUCAGCGAGCUGGAGAAGCAAAAGGAGCGUCUGAACACGAUCAUUAUGAACUCGCAGACGCGCACGGAAGCGCAUCGGUUGAAGACAAAGCUGAAGGAACUGAUUGCCAAGCGCAACCAGAUGCGUGACGAAGAGAACAAUCGACUGUCGCCAGCACAGGAGCGUGAGAAGCUGAUCAACGAAGUUCGUUCGAACAACCAAGCGCUGGCAAGCAUUGGCAAGCAACUCAAGAUUAUCGAGGAUCAAUUGAAUGAAAAGAAAGAAAUGUUGCAGCAGAUCGACCAAGACCUUGAGGAAGGCAACUCUGAACGCCACAUCAAGUACAAGGAGCUCAAGAAGCGUGACGAAGUGAUGUCCGCUUUUAUGGACACAUUUCAGCAGAGCAUGGCCACUGAGAAGCAGAACGUUGAAUCACUGAAAAAUCAAAUAACAUUCGCCAUCGAGCAGAUAACUCUUCAAGGAAUCAACAUGAAAACACUCGGUUCCGAUAGACUAGAAAGUGCCGGUUUCACCGCCAAGAACGAUCUCAAUUCGCACUCCGGUCUCAUCAAGGAGUACAAAAAGCUGGGCAUCCAGCUCAAACAGCUGCAGAUACUGGAGAAACGAACCAUCGGUCAGCUGUCGGAGUUGCGUCAAGAGGAAACGGAAGCCCUCGGAAACAUCCAGAAGUUCAGCAACUUGGAAGCACCCAGGUCGGAGGCGAUCGUCAAGAUGAGUGAACUAACGGGAACGCUGCAGGAGCUGGAGGACAAGAAGCGGGUCACGGAAAACGUGGUCGACGAGGCGAAGAAGCGCAACCAGGAGAUCAAGAUCAACUUGAAGAGCAAUGAGACGUAUCGGCAGAUUUCGCACCUGGAGGAUAAGCUGGUCGAUUUGAUCAAGGAAAAUAAAUCAAUGCAGGAUGUUGUGGAGCAACUUCAGAAGGAGUGCGAUUAUUCAGUUCUACAACACGAUGUGGAGCAAUUGCUAGACGAACAUAACAAUUUGUUGUGUUCCGAAAUGAACAACAAUGCUGCAAGUCGUAUCUGAAGGAGUUUGAAAAAUCCAUAAAAUUCUAUGAUGUUUGUGACUUGUCGUGAUUUCUUGAAUAA